AUGGCGUCCAUCCAGUCUCCCACCCCAAAACUUGACCGAUACAUCAUCAUCCACGUCGCUACAACCUGUGAUGAACAUGGCGUCUACGUUACAAAGGACUCUGCCGAAGUCAUUGAGCUUGGAUGGAUACUCCUGGACACCAAGAACUGUGAAGAGAUCCAUCGUGAGAGUGUGCUGGUGAAGCCAGUCAACACUCCCAUUACGCCUCUUUGCACGAGCUUGACUACUCUCACUUGGGAACACGUUCGGUCCGCAGGUACUUUCCGCGAUGCCAUCAAUCGUUUCGACACUUUUGCCCAGGAGAAUCUCCUGUCGAAAAAUCUCGAGUUCGCCUUUGUGACGCUGGAUUCAUGGGACAUGCGUGUGCAGCUGCCCAGGGAGGCCCGUGAUAAAGCUGUCGUGCUACCCCCGUAUCUGCAGCAUUCCCGCACCUUCGACCUUCGCACCGAGUAUCAACGAUGGCAGCAGCACCAUCCGGAGUCUCUCCCGUUCGGUCCCAGCGACCUGGCCAACAUCUGUGCCGCUCUCGAGGUUGAGCCCGUCCAAUCCUCCGCCCCCAUUAAGCACAACCUGCCCUUCCACCUGCAGGCUCUUGCCCCUGCGUCCCCUCGCCGUGCAAUGGAGGAAGUAAUUACACUUGCCAGAGUGCUCCGUGGCCUGAUCCGCAAGUCUCAGCCUCCCCACGAACACCCGGAAAUUAUGACCCGCCCUAUGGACGCCAGAGCGGACGUUCGUGCGUUCUUGGCAGAGCGUAGUAAGGUUUUGCAUAUGAGUGGCUUGCCUCAUGAUACCACACAGUCUGAACUCGAGAGCUGGUACACUCAGUUCGGUGGACGGCCUAUUGCCUUCUGGACCUUGAGGACCCCAGACCAGCACAAGCCCACUGGCACCGGCUUUGCAGUCUUCUCUUCCCAUGAAGAGGCUGCUGAAAGUCUUUGCAUGAAUGGCCGUGCAUUGAACGACAAAGCAAUUGAAGUCUCUCCUUCCUCGAGCCGUGUCCUCGACCGUGCUGCGGAGAUUCUGGCUCCGUUCCCACCUAGCAAGAAUCGUCCUCGUCCUGGCGAUUGGACGUGUCCAUCCUGCGGUUUCUCCAACUUCCAGCGUCGUACUGCAUGCUUCCGCUGUUCGUACCCAGCUGUUGGCUCUGGCCCAGACCCAAUGCCAUAUGCCUACCCUUAUGGACCACCCAACAUGAUGCCACCACCACACCACAUGGGUCAUCAUGGUGGUCACAGCGGCCAUGGAGGCCAUGGAGGUCACGGAGGUCAUGGUGGUCAUGGUAUCGGCCACCACUCAAGAGGAAUAGGAGGAAAUGGUGGUGUUGUGCCAUUCCGUGCUGGAGACUGGAAAUGCGGGUCUGAUGGCUGUGGCUACCACAACUUUGCGAAGAACAUCAACUGUCUUCGCUGCGGUGGACCACGUUCAGGUGCUGCAGUUGUUGCGGACUCUGCAUUCCCAGCUCCCAUGGAUCCACAGUCUGGUUUCGGCAUGGGAGGUCCUCCAUCUAUGGCAAACACUCCUGGAGCCGGCCCUUUUGCUUCUAGUGGUGGUAAUUUCGGCGGCUUUGGCCAACAAUUUGGUGGUCCACCCAGCACCUACUCCCUUCCAUCCGGUAUUGCCAAUGCUCCAGGACCCUAUCCACCACCCAUGGGCCAAAUGAACCAUGGCGGUUAUGGCUCUACUAGCGCCUCUCAGUCCGUUGCCUCCUUCGGCAAUCCUGCAACCCAGGCUGCAUUCACGGCUGCCGACCAUACCCCUCAGCCCGUUGGUACCUCCAAUGGCGGCGGAUUCUAUAGUGGUGACGGGGCAUCUGAUCCCUUUGCCUUCCUUUCUACUGGUCUUGGAGGUCUGACCGUCGGAGACGAGCCCCAUGGACGCAGAAACGGCGCAUCUGCCAACAAGUCUCCUGCAUAA
Molecule: messenger RNA, 1914 nt
Organism: Trichophyton rubrum CBS 118892
Lineage: Eukaryota; Fungi; Ascomycota; Eurotiomycetes; Onygenales; Arthrodermataceae
Exons: 4
Coding region: 1-1914 (637 amino acids)
Molecular function (GO): RNA binding; 3'-5'-RNA exonuclease activity
Source: RefSeq, a predicted model, not a curated record